This is a messenger RNA of Jaculus jaculus (lesser Egyptian jerboa), 797 nucleotides long. It is a transcript of the gene Ift43, whose product is annotated as intraflagellar transport 43. The record is from RefSeq and is a predicted model, not a curated record. Gene Ontology annotation, cellular component: cilium; intraciliary transport particle A. Gene Ontology annotation, biological process: intraciliary retrograde transport. The coding region runs from base 15 to 638 and encodes 207 amino acids. The transcript has 9 exons. NCBI's taxonomy places the organism in Eukaryota, Metazoa, Chordata, Mammalia, Rodentia, Dipodidae.
UCGCGGCCGCAGCUAUGGAAGAUAUCCUGGACCUGGACGAGGAGUGGCGCCUCGCCCCGGCCACCUCCGGAGCCAGGAUGGGUCGCCGUGCUCAGCAGGAGUCAACUCAAGCCGAGAAUUAUUUUGGGAGUAAGAAUUCCUCAUUGACUCUGACUGGAGAGGCUCCACCUCCAAAACCACCUCGCAGGCAUGGGGGCUGGGCAGAUGAAACCAUGAAGGUGUUCAAACUGGGAAGGAAGACUGCUGAAGAGACGGAAGAAAACCGCCUCAAACAGAAGAACAUGAGCAAAUGGGAUGAUGGAGGAGAAAUACCUGUGAUUCCGGACCUGGAAGACGUGCAGGAAGAAGACUUUGUGUUGCAGGUGGCAGCCCCGCCCAGCGUCCAGGUGAACCGGGUGAUGACCUACCGUGACCUGGACAACGACCUCAUGAAGUAUUCGGCCUUUCAGACCUUGGAUGGCGAGAUCGACUUGAAACUUCUCACCAAAGUCCUUGCGCCGGAGCACGAAGUGCGGGAGGAUGAUGUAGGCUGGGACUGGGACCAUCUGUACACCGAGGUGUCCUCCGAGCUGCUCACCGAGUGGGACCUGCAGCAGGCGGAGAAGGAGGAGUCGGCGGGCCUGCCCAGGCACACCUGACCCGGGGUCUCUUCCUACACUUGAACAGAUGCAAUAAGCCUAAGCCAGGGGAACUUACAAGCCGCUUGGAAUUUUAUACAGAAUAUUUUGUAAUAAAAUAUUUAUUUUUAGUAGACCACAUUGGAACAUUCAAAUUCAAUAAAUAGCUUUAUUCUGUGA